This is a messenger RNA of Tachysurus vachellii, 1924 nucleotides long. RefSeq names its product F-box protein 25 (gene fbxo25). The record is from RefSeq and is a predicted model, not a curated record. Gene Ontology annotation, molecular function: protein binding. Bases 168 to 1253 code for a protein of 361 amino acids. The transcript has 11 exons. Lineage: Eukaryota; Metazoa; Chordata; Actinopteri; Siluriformes; Bagridae. Gene Ontology annotation, cellular component: SCF ubiquitin ligase complex; cytoplasm; nucleus. Gene Ontology annotation, biological process: protein ubiquitination.
UUACUUCCGUCAAUAUUAGAAGGGAAGAGAGAAGAAAUUUCUCCCAGAAACAAAGAGGAAUCGCGGUGAGGAAAGUUUUGUCAUUCGGAUGUUGUUCGAUCUGACGCGUGUGUGUCCUGACAAAGAGCUGUCAGUGGUGUGUGUUUGAGUUGUUCCUCUGUAUAAAGAUGCCGUUCUUGGGACAAGACUGGAGAUCUCCAGGCUGGAGUUGGAUCAAAACUGAGGAUGGAUGGAAACCUUUUGAGUUUUUUGGGGCACAAAGUAAAGGAUUUCAUCUGGAAGAACUUGACGACGAAAACAAAGAGAACGUAUAUGUGGAACAUGUGUGUGAAGUAGCUGCCAAGAAAAGGAAAAAGGAUUUGGUGAACAACAACACAAAAUCACAGUUUCUGUACAAGGAGAGGUGGAUCUACGUUCAGAAAGAGAGCACGAGAGAGAGACAUGGCUACUGUACACUUGGGGAAGCUUUCAACAGGCUGGACUUCUCCACCGCCAUACAGGACAUGCGCAGAUUCAACUACGUGGUCAAACUGCUGCAUCUGAUCGCCAAGUCCCAGCUGACGUCUUUGAGCGGAGCCGCUCAGAAAAACUACUUCAACGUGCUGGAGAAGAUCGUGAGAAAGGCUGUGGACGAUCAUCAGAACCCGCGGCUGAUUAAAGCCUUACUGCAGGACCUCAGCUCAGUUCUCGGGGCUCUCAUCCGUGAAGUGGGCAAGUCCGUGCUCGUAGGGAACAUCAACAUCUGGCUGUGCCGCCUGGAAACCAUCAACAUCUGGCAACAUCAGCUCAACAAUUUACAGAUCCCUAAGCGAAUCUCCAACGGCAUGACACUGAGUGACCUUCCGUUACACAUGCAGAACAACAUCCUGUACAAGUUCAGCGAUGCCUGUGACAUCAUCAAUCUGGGACAAGCCACGCCCACACUGCACAUGCUCAGCGAGGAUCGGCAGCUGUGGAAGAAGCUGUGCCAGUUUCACUUUGCUGAGAAACAGUUCUGCAGGCACUUGAUUAUGUCCGAGAAAGGUCACGUAGACUGGAAGCUGAUGUUCUUCACGCUGCAGAAGCACUACCCAAAGAAGGAGCAAUACGGUGACACACUCCACUUCUGCAGACACUGUAGCAUCCUUUUCUGGAAGGAUCGACACGUGGCUUUGCUCUUCAAGGACUCGGGACACCCUUGCACAGCCAACGACCCUGACAGCUGCCUCACACCCGUCUCGCCCCAGCACUUCAUAGACCUCUUCAAGUUCUGAAGUCUGCUGCAUAAUGAAGCUCUGACUCAAUAAACACCUGAGUUUUCACUCCUGACACUCAUUUCAAUUUUUUUCCCCCUCACUACAGUCUGCACUUUUUUCUUCUCUCCUUCCCGUUAGCAGCAGUGCGGGAACGAGCUGACGUCUGACGUUCCUGUCCCGCGUUUGCCAUCAUCGAACAACCGGCCUUCUUUUUUUACAUCCGAACCUUAAGGGCUUAUUAAUUCUAAAGAUGUCAACGUGUUCGUGUUUCUCAUUUGUAUCCUUGUUUUUUUUUUUCAGUCUCACUUUCAGUACUGGUUUGUGGAAUAGUCGGAUGAAAUAAAUAAGAAGCUUUGCUGCAUGCUAUAGUGAGAGAAAAAUACAGAAAAGCGCCGGGAGAAACAGAACAAGGUUUUUCCGUAGUAAGCGGAUGCAUGUUGACGUAGCUGUGAUGUCGAGUUGAUCCUUGUUGUGUUGUGCAUUUUAUCAGACCUGUUUCACACUAAAGUGUACAUUUGCACCAGUUGCUUUUUGUCAUAUCAAUCAGUGACUUUUUAUGAUACACUUUUUUUUCUCAAAAAAAAAAAAAACUCAUGUUUAUAAGAACUGCUAUUUAUGAGCUCAUGUAUUUUAUAUCCUUUCUUUUGCACUUUGUAAUAAUUCUUUAAUAAUCCUGGGACGUCUGUGUA